AUGGAUACCGAUAUGACCGACGUCGAGAUGUCAAGCCUCACGCCACCGUCGCACAAGGUGGCCAACCAACGACCGGCUGCAGUCGUCCAAGACGAGGAGCUGGCCGACGAAUCGAUGGCCAACGUUGACAGCAUCGCUCAAAGCAGCACAUCCAAGAUAACGCCAUCGCAGCACGUGCGUAGAAAGCGCAGUGUUCUCAGCAGAAAAGGGAAGCGCUUGGCACAUCUGCAAAGCCGCGACCUUGUGCCGGCUUCCAGAAGCUUGCUGUACGGCCACGGGACUCAACACGAUGUCGGCGACAACGACGGUGACGACGGAUCGAGCUAUGGGACCGAGGACGAAAAGGACGAUGACGAAGAUGAGGAUGAGGAGGAUGCAGCAAGUCGGCGAAAGAGCACACCAGGUCGUAUCCGGUCCAUCACCAAGUACGCCGUCAACUACAUCCUUCCCAAUGCGGUGUCGCCGUUGCCGCAUCAGCACCAAGGGUCCUCGGGCUCGGCCACAAAUUUCAUGGACAAACCGGAGCUCCUCUUGGGCUAUGCCCAAUUCAUCUUCAAUGCCACCAUCCUCUGGGCCUUUCUCUAUCUUCUCUACAACUUCGUCCGCAUGGUGCAAAAGGACGUCGCAGAAAAGGUACGAUCGUACGAGAUGGACACCUUGUCCGAGAUCACCGCGUGUGCCGCAGCAUACACGGCGAAUCGCUGUGGCACCGAGCUUCAAGCGCCCGCUCUGGCCAACGCGUGCAAGAAUUGGGAGCGCUGUUCGGCUCGAGAUCCGGCUGUCGUAGGCACGGCCCGCGUCACUGCCGAAACGUUCGCCGAGAUUCUCAACGGCUUUGUGGAUUCGGUCAGCUGGAAAACCAUGUUCUUCACGCUCGUCUGCUUUUCCAUCGUUGUUGGCGCUACCAACUCGUUUCUGUCCUUCUUCCGCAUCAAGUCUCGAUCUCGUGGUCACGACUCGGAGCAUUCCUCGGCAAAAGCGCAGCAUUCACACACUGGACACACCUCAGCGCCGCCGCCCACCCAUGCCAUUGGUCCGCCGCAACACAACGUACAUGCGAGCGGCGUACCUGCUUACUACCAUCCGCAUCAGCCUCCGGACUACGCGAUAGGCUCAUCAUACCCUUAUCCAACCUGGCAGCAGCUUCCUCCCGCUACGCCGUCACGGAGACGCAUGCGCUGA
Molecule: messenger RNA, 1182 nt
Organism: Pseudozyma hubeiensis SY62
Lineage: Eukaryota; Fungi; Basidiomycota; Ustilaginomycetes; Ustilaginales; Ustilaginaceae
Exons: 1
Coding region: 1-1182 (393 amino acids)
Biological process (GO): nuclear envelope organization; lipid homeostasis
Cellular component (GO): nuclear envelope; nuclear membrane
Source: RefSeq, a predicted model, not a curated record